GUCUUAAACUUUGCCAUGGAAUUAAGACCGAACGUCGAUUUCCCCGCUACCUGUUAAACGUCUCGUGGCUGGUUGCAGAGAGAGAGAGAGAGAGAGGUGUCAGGCAUGUAUGCCUCUGGGAAAUACAGCUCUCGGGGCCCCGCUCUUAUCCCGCGGAUGAAGACCAAGCACCGUAUAUACUACAUCACCCUCUUCUCUGUGGUUCUGCUUGGACUCAUUGCCACCGGGAUGUUUCAGUUCUGGCCCCACUCCAUUGAGUCCGCAGCUGACUGGACCCUUGACAAACGCAGUGUCCACGAUGCACCUGUGGUCCGCCUGCCCGUCUCCAGCCCCAUUCCUGAGAGGGGUGACCUCAGCUGUCGCAUGCACACCUGUUUUGAUGUGUACAGAUGUGGCUACAAUCCUAAAAACAGAAUCAAGGUUUACAUCUACCCUCUGCAGAAGUUUGUGGAUGAACUGGGGGUUCCUAUCAGCAGCACUGGGCUGUCUCGAGAAUACAAUGAUCUGCUCAGUGCCAUCUCUGACAGUGACUUUUACACUGAUGACGUCACCAGAGCGUGUCUGUUCAUCCCGUCUGUUGACGUGCUGAAUCAGAACUCACUUCGUAUUAGAGAGACUGCCCAGGCUCUGGCAAUGCUACCCAGAUGGGACAAAGGGAUGAAUCACCUACUUUUCAACAUGUUACCUGGAGGCCCUCCAGACUACAAUACUGCCUUGGAUGUGCCCAGAGACAGAGCGCUGCUGGCUGGAGGCGGUUUCUCUACAUGGACUUACAGGCAAGGUUAUGAUGUCAGCAUCCCAGUGUACAGCCCCCUCUCUGCGGAUGUUGAGCUGCCUGAGAGACAGCCUGGGCCACGGCGCUACUUUAUCCUGUCAUCUCAAACUGCCAUCCAUCGAGAGUACCGUGCUGAACUGGAGCGCUUGAAGGAAGAAAAUGGAGAGGCACUGCUCCUCCUGGACAAGUGUAGCAACCUCUCCCAGGGUGCCGCCUCUGCACGAAAACGCUGCUACAAGGGGCAGGUGUAUGACUACCCUCAGAUUUUGCAGGAGUCUUCAUUCUGUGUGGUUUUGCGGGGAGCACGAUUGGGUCAGGCUGCCCUCAGUGAUGUGCUGCAGGCUGGCUGUGUCCCCGUCAUCCUCGCUGACUCCUACAUUCUGCCAUUCUCCGAAGUACUUGACUGGAAAAGGGCAUCUGUUGUUAUUCCAGAGGAGAAGCUAUCAGAGAUGUACACCAUCCUAAAGAGCAUUCCUCACAGACAAGUUGAAGAGAUGCAGAGACAGGCACGCUGGUUCUGGGAAGCCUACUUCAGCUCCAUGAAGGCUAUUGGCCUGACUACACUCCAGAUCAUCAAUGACCGCAUCUACCCAUAUGCUGCUCGCACUUACGAGCAGUGGAACAAUCCACCUGUGGUGAAGUGGACCAGCGUGAACAGCCCUCUGUUCUUGCCACUUAUCCCACCAAGGGCACCUGGGUUCACAGCAGUGGUGCUGACCUAUGAUCGCGUUGAAAGUCUUUUCCGGGUCAUCACGGAAAUCUCAAAGGUGCCUAGCUUGGCUAAGCUGCUGGUGGUGUGGAAUAACCAGAACAAGAGUCCACCUGAGGAGUCUCUUUGGCCAAAGGUCGGUGUUCCUCUCAAAGUCGUGCGAACCAAAGAGAACAAGCUGAGUAAUCGCUUCUUCCCCUACGACGAGAUCGAAACAGAAGCUGUGCUAGCGAUUGAUGAUGACAUCAUCAUGCUGACAUCUGAUGAACUGCAGUUUGGCUACGAGGUGUGGAGGGAGUUCCCAGACAGGCUGGUGGGCUACCCAGGCCGGCUGCACCUCUGGGACCAUGAAAUGGGGAAGUGGAAGUAUGAGUCCGAGUGGACCAAUGAGGUCUCCAUGGUCCUAACUGGAGCUGCUUUCUACCACAAGUACUUCAACUAUUUGUACACAUACAAGAUGCCAGGAGACAUCAAGAACUGGGUGGAUGCUCACAUGAACUGUGAAGAUAUUGCCAUGAACUUCCUGGUGGCUAACAUCACAGGCAAAGCCCCCAUAAAGGUGACCCCCAGGAAAAAGUUCAAGUGCCCUGAGUGUACUGCCAUUGAUGGACUGUCCCUGGAUCAGACACACAUGGUGGAGAGAUCUGAGUGCAUCAACAAGUUUGCUUCAGUUUUUGGUACGAUGCCUCUGAAGGUGGUGGAACACCGUGCAGACCCAGUGCUCUACAAAGACGACUUUCCAGAGAAGCUCAAGAGCUUCCCCAACAUCGGCAGCCUCUGACCAUCCGGUAACAGAUGUUUGGACCUCGUCACAGCCUCAACACUUCAAGAUUUAUCACCAACAUCGUCUUUUAUAUCAAGACGUCAAUAUUCAGACUAAAGCGGUUCAUGCUCCUGUCACUUCUCAGUUCAAGUGACUUGCUUUGAUUUUUACAUUUUAAACACGAAAUUGUACAGGACAUUAAGUUAACAUCUUGAAUGACAGGUGACACUGAAAUCUAGGAAAGUGUGAUUUUUGUGUCUGAAGUAAAAGAUAUUAUUAUAAAGGUUUAGCAGUCCUAAUGCCUAGACUAAUGUUACAUGAACUUCUUUUGGACACCCUGAGUGUGAUAUUUGAUGGACAGGCUGAUUGAUUAGAUGCUCGCAGUCCCUCACUGUUACUGUUUUGGAGCUGGAAGCUUUGGGCUCCAGCUGCUCUGGAAUCGGUGUAUACAGUGUAUAUAUAUUUGUAUUUUGCAGCAGUGCUGUAUAGUAGUCAUAAUUUAUGAUGCUCCAACUAGUUAUUUUCUUCUUCUUUCAAAAGCUGACAUGGACCUGAUUCUUUUAGCCGUACUGUAAAGGAAAAGUAAUAAAUGUUUAAUUUACAUGAUAUAUAGUAAAUAAUUAAAUGACAUAUCUAUGUAGGCUUUAUCCAGUGGUUAAUUGAAUGUGAUGAGCGCACACAGCAUGGUGGCUAACAGAUAAUGUACAAUAAAUGUUUCACAUACGGUCUGUUUUACACAAUCAGAUUGGGCCAAGCUGGUACCAUAAAUCUGAUAUUUAGAGUGAAUAACUGCUGAUUUUAAAAUAUUGAUGCUGAGCUACUGGAACAUCUUGAAUUGUAAUUUCAUACUGCCUGAGCAAGACUUUUCUGAUUUAAAUAUAUAAGAAAAGCAGUGGUUGCUAAUUGAAGCAUUCACUAAACAGUUUCAUUAGUUGUGUGUAUGAACAAUGCAAUGCAAUGAAGACAUACUAUAUAGUGAAGAGAGAAUAUCCAAAUACACCCUAUUGAGAACGGAUGUGUAUAAGUUGUUGAUGCAAUGCUUUGUUUUUUAUUCUUCCAUUAAACCUGUUGUGUACGUUUUUAUAUUUUUAUCCUUUUUAUCACAACGUGUCCCAGCUCCAGUAUUUAGGCUUUAACAUUAAGCGCAGCACAGUCUGUAAAAUGUUAACAUUACCUUGUUAUGUUUUUAUUUGCCUUUUUUAUUUUUAUUUUCAUAAGGUCAGUGAAAUUGUUUUAAAUUUUUUGACUGUUUAUGUAUCUAAGUGUAUAUAUGACUUUGUAAUGCACAAGUAAAGAUCACACUAAUAUCUCACA
This is a messenger RNA of Morone saxatilis (striped sea-bass), 3561 nucleotides long. RefSeq names its product exostosin glycosyltransferase 2 (gene ext2). NCBI's taxonomy places the organism in Eukaryota, Metazoa, Chordata, Actinopteri, Moronidae. Gene Ontology annotation, cellular component: membrane. The transcript is spliced from 15 exons. Bases 106 to 2265 code for a protein of 719 amino acids. Gene Ontology annotation, molecular function: glycosyltransferase activity. The record is from RefSeq and is a predicted model, not a curated record.